Rhea pennata is the source of this 2052-nucleotide messenger RNA. RefSeq names its product amphiphysin (gene AMPH). The record is from RefSeq and is a predicted model, not a curated record. Gene Ontology annotation, biological process: synaptic vesicle endocytosis. Gene Ontology annotation, cellular component: synaptic vesicle; plasma membrane; cytoplasm. Bases 1 to 2052 code for a protein of 683 amino acids. Lineage: Eukaryota; Metazoa; Chordata; Aves; Rheiformes; Rheidae. The transcript is spliced from 22 exons. Gene Ontology annotation, molecular function: phospholipid binding; protein binding.
AUGGCCGACAUGAAAACCGGCAUCUUCGCCAAAAACGUCCAGAAACGCCUGAACCGCGCUCAGGAGAAGGUCCUUCAAAAACUAGGAAAAGCAGAUGAAACCAAAGAUGAACAGUUUGAAGAAUAUGUUCAAAAUUUCAAGCGGCAAGAGGCAGAGGGUUCCAGGCUCCAGAGAGAACUGAGAGGAUAUUUAGCUGCCAUCAAAGGGAUGCAAGAUGCCUCAAAGAAGCUUACAGAGUCUCUUCAUGAAGUAUAUGAGCCAGAUUGGUAUGGCCGAGAAGAUGUGAAAAUGAUUGGAGAGAAAUGUGAUGAACUUUGGGAAGACUUCCAUCAAAAACUGGUGGAUGGGUCGCUGUUGACCUUGGAUACAUAUCUAGGACAAUUUCCUGAUAUCAAAACUCGCAUUGCGAAGCGAAGCAGAAAGCUAGUGGACUACGACAGCGCGAGGCAUCAUCUGGAAGCCCUGCAGAGUUCAAAAAGAAAAGACGAAGGCAGAAUUACUAAGGCUGAAGAAGAGUUUCAAAAAGCACAGAAAGUGUUUGAAGAGUUUAACAGUGAUUUACAAGAAGAAUUGCCAUCUCUGUGGUCACGGCGAGUUGGCUUCUAUGUGAAUACUUUCAAAAAUGUAUCCAGCCUUGAAGCCAAGUUUCAUAAAGAAAUAGCUUUGCUAUGUCACAAAUUAUAUGAAGUGAUGACGAAGCUGGGAGAUCAGCAUGCAGACAAGGCCUUCACCAUCCAAGGGGCACCCAGUGAUUCAGGUCCCCUCCGUAUUGCAAAAACACCUUCACCACCAGAAGAGGUGUCUCCCUUGCCUAGCCCCACAGCUAGUCCCAAUCAUAUGCUGGCACCAGCAUCUCCAGCACCAGCCCGACCUAAAUCACCCACACAGCUGAGGAAAGGUCCUCCAGUUCCACCGCUGCCUAAACUCACACCCACAAAGGAGCUGCAACAGGAGAACAUCAUCAAUUUCUUUGAUGACAACUUUGUUCCAGAAAUCAAUGUGACGACCCCGUCACAGAAUGAAGUUCCUGAAGCUAAGAAAGAGGAAUCUUUGCUAGAUUUGGACUUCGACCCUUUCAAGCCAGAAGUUGUGUCAACAGGAGUAACUCAUUCGCCCAUGUCUCAGACAUUGCCAUGGGAUCUAUGGACGACAAGCAGUGAAUUGGUGCAGCCGGCAUCCAGCACAGCAUUUAAUGGAUUUGUACAGGAUACCUCUCUAUUUACAGUGCAAUCAAAUGAGAAUGUGACAGAAACUUUGACUGAGGCUGAAGAAGCUCCACCUGGGGAACCCAAGGUUGAGGAAACCCCUGCUGCUGCUGUUCUCGAAAAGGAGACCAUCCCCGCUGAGCCAGCAGAGCAGGCUGCGGACAGUGUCAAGGCAGGGGAUAAAGAGACAACUGGAGUUGCUGAGAAAGAGAGCGAGGUGAUAACUACUUCAGAAGGGGCUGCGGUGGUAGAAGAUGUUGGUGCAGUGGUGGCAGCAGAAGCUGGUGACAGUGCCACUACCACUGAACAGGAAGGUGUUGCUGCAAGUGACCAACCUCAGGGAGAAGAAAAGGAGGCUGAUGUGUCUCAGGAAAAGAUCAGCAGCAUCCCUUCAGUAGUAAUAGAGCCAGCAUCAAACAACGAGGGAGAGGGAGAAGAACAUGACAUCGUCAUGAAUGAAUCUAAAGAUACUGUGACAGAUAUUGACACUCAGGACACUGACAGUUCUUCCCCGGAAAUUUCCCAAGUUGGCAAUGAGCAGAAAUCCACUGAAGAAAUCCAGGCUGCAACUUCUCAAGAUCAGCCUGCAUCAGCAGAAGGCACAGCUUCUGCAAUGCCUCCUGGCUUUCUCUUUAAGGUUGAAGUUCUACAUGAUUUUGAGGCAGCUAACAGUGAUGAGCUUAAUUUAAAACGAGGAGACAUUGUACUAGUAAUUCCUUCUGAGACCACAGCUGAUCAGGAGGCUGGCUGGUUGACAGGCAUUAAGGAGUCAGAGUGGCUUCAGUACAGAGAUGCAAACAGUUAUAAGGGACUUUUCCCAGAGAACUUCACACGCCAUCUGGAGUAG